Suillus clintonianus is the source of this 708-nucleotide messenger RNA. RefSeq lists its product as uncharacterized. Bases 1 to 708 code for a protein of 235 amino acids. Lineage: Eukaryota; Fungi; Basidiomycota; Agaricomycetes; Boletales; Suillaceae. The record is from RefSeq and is a predicted model, not a curated record. The transcript has 6 exons.
AUGACUGAAGAUAAUCCUUGGAUGAAACACUUGGAGUGGCUGAAAAAAGUCAUUGAGAAUCUCAUUUGUCAGAGGGGAAAGGCAGGAGGGCAGCUAAUGAUACCCAAGGUGAUAUUUCACAACAUUGUUGGCAGGUUCAAGCACAUCACUCGAGGCACUCGACAGUCUCCCAACCCUGUGGCCAUCGCUGCAAGCUCUAGUGCACAGGAUGUCCCACCCAAUUGUAUAACCCGGGUCAAACAACCUGACCCGAAGUCUGUGAAUGACAGAAAUUCUAAUGCCACCAAAGAUGUCAUAGGCAUGACAGGCAUCUUUCAAAAUGUUGCUUCAGUGGCUGGCCACCUACAAUCUGAUUCUGUUUCUAAUUCCAAUAUGAGCAAAAUGGUCUCAGAGCUGCUGCCUAAGUUGAAGCUCUUCAACUCCUUGGCUAAUGGGCUUGCUGAUGUCCAUCCCCAUGUGAAGGUGGCAUUGAAUAUAUUAACUUGUGUAUCCAAGAUCUCUGAAGUGUAUACUUUGAUUAUGACGGAGAAGGAAGUGGCCAAAAUUGAAACAAUGUUAGAGAUAUAUGAUGCUUUGACCAAUCAAGGGCUAAUCAUUGAGAAGCUUUGGCUAGGUGUUGAUGUGAAAGCUCACAUGCGGCAACCAUUAGUCUUUGGAUGGCUGAGAACCAACAUAUCCCUUACUGAGGUCAUGCUCAAGCUGGAGUGA